AUGGAUAUGAACAUGGCCGAUACUCAGAAUUUUGCCGCGCCCACCGAACGGCCUCGCAAGCGGCGGCGCCGGACAAUGGCCUGCACUCAAUGUCGCAGCCGGAAGUUGCGCUGCGAUCGUGAGUAUCCCGCCUGUGGCCGUUGUGUGAAGAGUCGGACGCCAACGAAGUGCACCUACGAGGAUGGCUUCUUGUGGCAGCAGCCUACCACCGUAACUGCCGCUGCAUUUGCGCCCGGUCGAGGUUCCACCAUGCCUCCCGGAACAGAUAAACCGUCUACGAUCCAACCUUCCCCGGACUCGGGGUUAGGGGUCGUCUCAACUCGGUCGGAAGCUCUCGUUUCGACUAUCGCGCCCGACCCGGGUCCAAUUCCUACCGGAGGUGGCCCGCACCCCAGAGGUCGCCGCCAAGGCAGAGAACGAGGUUUCUUAGAGACCGUCCUAGGUGCCCCCAAGGCGGCUAUUAACCAAGAGUCGUAUGUGAACACGGGUCUCCUACAGUGGCCGAAGCGUUCCGCGCCGGAGCUCGAGUUGACCUCAUCCGGGCCGCUAGACCACGACGGGGCCGAGGACGGGGAGACAGACGAUCUGCUAUCGCCAUCGCACCAGUUGGAUCUCUCCCCGCGCAUGAUGAUGAGAGGUCGGGAGACCAAGACUCGCUUCAGCGGAUCCGGCAUUUAUGCCAAUUUAGUUGCACAGUUUCCUGAUAUCCGAGCAUUCGCUGAGGAAAUCAGGACGGCAAAUCCUAUUUUGUCGCGGCUCCGACCAGACUUGGAACGAGUCAAACGAGGCUUAUGGAAACGCAAGCCACUUAAUGAGCCGUUCCCCGAACCGACCAUCAUUUCAUUGAUAUCGCUACUGCCCACCCGGGCCGUCGCCGAUGAGCUCAUCGGACUGUUUUUGACAUACAUUGAAUCCACCCACCGUAUAUUCCAUGUUCCCUCCUUCUUGAGGGAAGUGGACGAAACUUGGGCGAUAUUGGAUGCCCCUAGUAAUGUCGCUCCUUCAUUCAUUGUCCAGCUUCUAUUAGUGCUCGCAUGCGCAUGGAACCUAGCCAACAUUGCCAGUCUACAAUCCAAAAGCGCAACACCGUUGAAAUGUUACACGGCUAUCGAAUGGGUCCUGCAUGCUGAAAAAUGGAUUGACAAUGCACAUAUCAAGCGGUUUGAGAUCAGUGCAUUGCGCCUCCAUAUUUUGUUGAUUACGGCUUUGAACAGCCAUGGCAUGAAACGCAGUAAAGCUUGGCUUUCGACAGGUCUCUUAAUCAAGCAGGCGAUGUUGUCAGGAUACCACCGCGAUCCUAGUAAGUAUGCGCGGAUAUCUGAGUUUAAUAAGGAGAUACGGCGUCGCAUAUGGAUGACUAUCGUGGAAUUGGACCUGCAGGUGGCCAUUGACCGAGGGAUGCCUCCAUCUAUCCAGACUAUGGAUUACGAUACCCUGCCCCCCUUGAACAUCAACGAUGAUGACAUCGACGAAGAUAGUACUGAGCCUCCUGAGGAUCACCCACUCACAGAAGUCACCGAUUGUUCAUUCCAAGCUGCCCUUGGCCGCUCACUGGCUGUGCGACUCAAAGCAUGCCAUAUAAUACACUCACCUCGGAUCAGUUGCCGGUACGAGGAGAUUCAACACCUGGAUUGGGAGGUGCAACACCAUCUCCCUCGAAUCCCCGCAUGGGCUGCCAAAGAACCUCAUGAUAUCGUCGUUCAGCACAAAAUUACGCUUUGGAGAGCCAUGAUUGAAACCAAGCUGGCUCAAUGUCUGCUUUCUAUCCAUACCCCGUUUGCGAUCGAGGCCCGGCGCGAGAUCCUUUUUGCACCCUCGGCUCGGUCUGGUUUAGACGCAGCAGUCAUGAUUCUCUUAACCCAAAAACGACUUCAUGAAACAUCACAGCCUUUGUCUUUAUGUAUGCUUGGUGAAUGGACUCUGCAGGCGUAUCUCUCCGUGUGCCAAGCACUCCAUGUCCCAGAUUCUCAAAACCAAACACCCUUUCAAUCGUCAUCUUAUCUAUCCCUCCUCCACACCCUCCCCGGUCUCCACGAUUCCCUUCUGUCCCUUGUAGAGACGGGUCUCAUCUCUCUAGAAGGCCGGUUCCUACUCGUGGUCAAGGGCGCCAAAGACUAUUUUUUCCUCUCGACCAUAGUGGCCCUGGUCAAAGCCAAGAUCUGGCCCUCUCAGGCGGUUGUGUACAAGCAACAGGUCGUGGAGCGGAUCUUGUCGUUCGCACAGACCAUGUUCUCCCGACACGCGGUCUGCGAGCAUCUGGGAACGCCCGGCAUGGGCAGCUUCAAAAACAACCAGGUCUCGGCUUUCAUCGCAGCCCCAGGUAUGGCACCCGUGCUACCCUCGGACUUUGAGGGCAUUCUUCCACCGCCUAAUCUAGAGAUCACUCCGCCCGGGGAAUUUGAUCCUUUCUUGGAUGUCUUCGAUUGGGAAGACCUCACAGGGAUCGCCUUGGGGAACUGA
Messenger RNA from Penicillium macrosclerotiorum, 2460 nucleotides. Its product is annotated as putative C6 transcription factor. Gene Ontology annotation, biological process: regulation of transcription by RNA polymerase II; DNA-templated transcription. The record is from RefSeq and is a predicted model, not a curated record. Gene Ontology annotation, molecular function: RNA polymerase II cis-regulatory region sequence-specific DNA binding; zinc ion binding; DNA-binding transcription activator activity, RNA polymerase II-specific. Bases 1 to 2460 code for a protein of 819 amino acids. Gene Ontology annotation, cellular component: nucleus. The transcript is spliced from 5 exons. NCBI's taxonomy places the organism in Eukaryota, Fungi, Ascomycota, Eurotiomycetes, Eurotiales, Aspergillaceae.